This is a messenger RNA of Daucus carota subsp. sativus, 2621 nucleotides long. RefSeq names its product auxin efflux carrier component 2. Lineage: Eukaryota; Viridiplantae; Streptophyta; Magnoliopsida; Apiales; Apiaceae. The record is from RefSeq and is a predicted model, not a curated record. The transcript has 5 exons. Gene Ontology annotation, cellular component: membrane. Bases 286 to 2211 code for a protein of 641 amino acids. Gene Ontology annotation, biological process: transmembrane transport.
ACACUAAAGCAAUAGAAUAUGAUCUAGUUGAGUUGGACAAGAUGUUCAGUCCCUACUCAUCCCUCACGUGCAUAAACCCUCUUACCAUCAGGGACGGGAGCCUGGGAGGAUCGUUCCCUCCUCCCCUUGCGCUCCCUGUCGACUACAAACCAUUUCUUCGCUUGUUUAGAUCUUACUUAUAAUCACCAUUUACUCAACCCCCUCUUUUCUUGUUUUGUAAGUCUGACCAAUCAUCUACUCAUCCUGUUUUCAAAUUCGAAUCCACCUCUCUUUGGCAACUGAGCAAUGAUCACCGGAAAAGAUAUCUAUGAUGUGCUUGCGGCCAUUGUGCCUCUAUAUGUGGCCAUGUUCCUGGCCUAUGGCUCGGUCCGUUGGUGGAAAAUCUUCACUCCUGACCAGUGCUCUGGCAUCAAUCGUUUCGUAGCUGUUUUUGCAGUUCCAUUGCUUUCUUUUCAUUUCAUUUCUUCCAAUGACCCUUAUGCCAUGAACUAUCAUUUCAUCGCUGCUGAUUGUUUACAAAAAGUUGUCAUUCUUGCAGCUCUCUUCGUGUGGCAAUUUUUCAGUAAAAAUGGCAGCUUAGAAUGGAUGAUCACUCUCUUUUCUCUAUCCACUCUCCCCAACACUCUUGUCAUGGGAAUCCCUCUUCUAAAAGCCAUGUACGGAGACUUCUCGGGAAAUCUAAUGGUCCAAAUUGUGGUUCUACAAAGUGUUAUUUGGUAUACUCUGAUGCUCUUCAUGUUUGAGUACAGAGGCGCAAGACUCCUUAUUUCUGAGCAGUUUCCUGAAACAGCCGGCUCAAUCACUUCUUUUCAUGUCGAAUCAGACGUGGUUUCGUUAAAUGGACGCGAGCCUCUGGAAACCAAUGCGGAGAUUGGAGAUGAUGGGAAGCUGCAUGUGGUGGUCAGAAGGUCUAACUGUUCUUCAAGAUCCGUGAUUUCUUACAAUAAAUCACACGCAAUGAAUGAAAUGACUCCGCGAGCUUCGAAUCUAACUGGCGUGGAGAUUUACUCUGUUCAGUCGUCUCGUGAGCUGACUCCGAGAGCCUCGAGCUUCAACCAAAAUGAUUUUUAUGCCAUGUUUGCAAGUAAGGCUGCGAGUCCUAAACACGGUUAUACAAAUAGUUAUGGAGGAGGUGAUGUUUAUGCUAUGCAAUCCUCAAAAGGUCCAACUCCAAGACUAUCGAAUUUCGAAGAGGAUAUGUUAAAGAUGGGGAAUAGUAUUAGUAACAAUAAGAACAAGAGACCGGGAGGCAGGAGUAUGAGCGGUGAAUUGUUCAAUCAUGGGAGUUUAGGAUCUUCGUAUCCACCUCCAAAUCCGAUGUUUUCGGGUUCCACACAAGCCAAGAGGAAGGACAGCAGUGGAGGGACUAGUAAUACACCUAAUAAGGAGCUUCAUAUGUUUGUUUGGAGCUCGAGUGCAUCUCCUUCUUCUGAAGGGAAUCUAAGAAACGCGGUUAAUAGAGCUGCUGCUACUGAUUUCGGAGUGGUUGAUUCUUCUAAGGCUGUUCUUCAAAAAGAAAUAGACGCUUCAAGAGCCAAUGCGUUGCAUGAUCCGAUGGAACACGCAAGUUCUUCGGGGAAAAAUGGAGAACAGAGGGAGGUUCAGAUGGAGGACGGAACAGCAUUGAAAUUCGGGACUAAGAGCAGUUCACCAUACGAUACGAGCCAGAAGAAGGCAGGGAUUGAAGGACAGAGGAGCCACCAGAUGCCACCUGCAAGCGUAAUGACGAGACUGAUUCUCAUCAUGGUCUGGAGAAAACUCAUCAGAAAUCCAAACACGUAUUCCAGCCUCUUAGGCCUCAUCUGGUCUCUCGUUUCUUUCAGGUGGAAUAUCAAAAUGCCGACCAUCAUGAGCGGAUCGAUAGCUAUAUUAUCCGAUGCAGGUCUGGGAAUGGCUAUGUUCAGUCUAGGUUUAUUCAUGGCGUUGCAACCGAAGAUAAUAGCCUGCGGAAAAUCAGUUGCGACGUUUUCGAUGGCAGUGAGGUUCUUAACUGGUCCGGCUGUGAUUGCCGCAACUUCCAUUGCUAUAGGCCUCAGGGGUGUUCUUUUACACGUUGCAAUUGUCCAGGCUGCUCUGCCCCAAGGAAUCGUGCCGUUCGUGUUUGCGAAAGAGUACAAUGUCCAUGCUGACAUACUUAGCACCGCAGUUAUAUUCGGAAUGCUGAUUGCACUGCCCAUAACGAUAUUAUACUACAUACUUCUGGGAGUAUAACCGCAGAGAAGUCAAGGGAGAUGGAUGGAAUAUACGACGAAAGAGUCGAGGUAGACUCAUGGAUAGGAAAAGGAUCGAAUGCAAUCAGAUUGAAUAUAGGACAAUUACAUAGAUGCAACUAGGACUUAAAAAACGACUUAAGAAACUACAACAUGUAAACUAGUCAGCUAGAGUACUCAACGCGUGUGAUUGUGGAGGAAUAUGCUACAAAUACGGUCUGUUAUUUGCAUUAUUUUAGUUGUCUACUGUCUGUAUGUCGAUGAUCCCUUUUGAAUUCUUUAAUUUUGAAACUUGCGAAUUCUUAGCGUUUUGUGUUGCUUUGAGUUGAAAUGAAAUAGCUCGAGUGACAGAUCCAGAUCUUGGAACUCAGGCUAUGCGGCAAAUGAAUGCAAUGAAAAAAAGUUUGGGUC